Ostertagia ostertagi is the source of this 363-nucleotide messenger RNA. The record is from the annotation of a GenBank genome assembly. NCBI's taxonomy places the organism in Eukaryota, Metazoa, Nematoda, Chromadorea, Rhabditida, Trichostrongylidae.
AUGGCACAAUGCAUCGAAAGAAGCCGGGAAGUGGCCAAUGCGGUGCGAUUCGCUGUCAGAUCAAGUUAUGACAGUCGUCAAGACGAAGUACGGGAUCGUUCUAAGACUGUGUCUCCAUCAAGCGCCACUAAAACUGAGAAACCAGGACAGCUCGAUGGAAAUAGAGAAAUAAAAACUUGCUCUUUUUGCAAGAAAGAAGGACAUUACAGAAGAGAUUGCUGGAAAGCUCGCGGGGAUCGAAACAGACAAUCUCAGAAGGUACAAUCCCCGCCACCUAGCACUGCUAGUCUUCCAAAUCCAAAUAGCGUCCCUAAGAAGCAAAGGAAGGAGGGCAGCGAAACCAAACGUUCACCACAACGUUGA